Sinocyclocheilus anshuiensis is the source of this 2216-nucleotide messenger RNA. RefSeq lists its product as uncharacterized. The record is from RefSeq and is a predicted model, not a curated record. The coding region runs from base 240 to 1145 and encodes 301 amino acids. The transcript has 3 exons. Gene Ontology annotation, biological process: Rho protein signal transduction; positive regulation of pseudopodium assembly; positive regulation of actin filament polymerization. Gene Ontology annotation, cellular component: cytoskeleton; plasma membrane; cytoplasm. NCBI's taxonomy places the organism in Eukaryota, Metazoa, Chordata, Actinopteri, Cypriniformes, Cyprinidae. Gene Ontology annotation, molecular function: small GTPase binding.
CCAUCCCUAAAGGAAAAAAAAAGAAAUAUCGGAGAGAAGAGCGACGCCAGAAAAGUCAGUAAAAGAAGGAAAGCGAAAGACAUUGAAAGAUACAUUUGGUUAUAAGAACAAAUAGGUACAAGCUCACUGAUAAGCACACAGUGAUCAAACUUCACUGGACAGGAGGACGCAUUCCUGGGCAAAAGGCAGGUCUUCUGCUUAAAAUUAACAGAUCACUGUUUCGUUCCUCAAUUGCUACCAUGCCUCUCCAAAAAUCAUCUUCUCGAACCCCUCGUCUGGAUCCCACCAUGAUCUCUGCCCCCCUGGGUGAUUUCCGUCACACCAUGCACAUUGGUCGUGGUGGAGACGCUUUUGGUGACACCUCUUUCCUGUCCAGCCAUGGCCCCUCUAGUCCUAAUCCCAAGUCUGUGCAACCAGACGUGGCAGCCACUGUAGAGACCACAGACAAUCAGAUGAACCAUAACAAUGAAUUUGAAUACGCAGAAGAUACCGGUCCGAAUGAGCUCCGGCAUUCCGAUUCAGUUUCUUCCUUUGACCUCGACUUGGAUUUAGGGCCUUCGAUUUUAGGAGAUGUCCUGGGAGUGAUGGACGGUCUGACGAUGGGUUUUCACGAAGACAAUGAAGAGGUGUUUAGUUCCAGCAAGAGCACAAGAGAUGUGAUGAUGUCACCAAGGAGUGCUGCCAAUGAGUUGAGCGAGAGGAUGAGAAUGGAAAGUAUGACCAAAGAGGUGAGCCAACAAGAUGAGCAACUCAACGAGGUCAAUGGCGUGAAAUCAAAAGGGCUCAGGCCCAAAGUGCGAUUCAGCGACAAACGUGAUGAGAUCAUCGGGCGACAGGAGAUAAUCGAAGGGCUAGAUGUGGAAGUUGAAGAAGAAAUGGGCUUGAGACCAAAUAAGGAGAUGCAAGAGAUUAGUGGGAGAACGGCUUACGACAAAGACCCAAGACAAGCAGAGGUGGUUAAUCGGAGGGAGGACAACUCUCCAAGCCUCUCUUCCUCAGUGAGCUCAGAAUAUGAGGGAGUCUCACCAUUGGACCGGAGGAGAGAAGACCAGCAUCUUUCAGAAACAGAUUCAGAGGAGGAGGGUGCCAACGGACAACAAGGAUACACUUUUGAGGACGAAUUCGAUGAUGAGAUUGGCCUAUAAGAGGACAUAUUGAGCGAUUUGAGGACCAAAAAUAAGUCACUGGCAUAUGGAUCAUGACAUGAACAGAAUUAUUCUUAAAAAGGAAAAAACAUCCAUACAGGGAGAGGUAAUGAAAAUUUCAUCUUGAGGUAAUAACUGGACAAUUUGGAACUUUCUUUUCCAAGUUUACAAUGGUGUUUGCUCAUUUUUGGAACUAUUUUAUGAAAGUAAGACAAUGUUACGGUUUUGUUUUUUAUUGGAUUUUAUAACUACAAAUUUUGAAAGUCUCCCAUGGACAGUGUGAUGUCUUACAAAGAAUAACCUAUGAACAGACAUAUUCAUACAUUUCCCACGGUCUCAUCUAUAUAAUGUUGAGCAGUAAAAUAAAUGUUCAGUUUUUCCAAUUCAUAACACCGUUAAAGGGCACUUUGCCUUCUUCAGUUAACUGGAAACAGCUUUAAUCUUGAUGGAGAGUGAAUACCUAAAGUUCAUACAGAAUGGAACAAAAAGGUGAUGUUUAGAUUAUGGUUAUCUACAGUGCCUUACAUGAAGAUGUUUUCCAAUGUUUCCAAUGUUAGUUUCACUGAAAAGCCAAUGAUGAAGCUUUUCUUUUUGUGGGAAGAUGCAAGGUUGCUGAAUGCAUUCACAAAUGCUGGAAUUUUCUCCUGGGAGUUUUCAUUACAUAUACAUUCAUAUCUUAAAAUGGAAGAAGCAAUCAGAUUGUGUAUUGUUGUUGGAGAUGUACUCAUUUAAAAAGUGCAACAAUGAAAUGCACUUAAUAGUUACACACUACAAAAUAGUCUUAAAGCUAAACAGCCGCAAACUGUAUAGCUUUUAAACUGUGAAUGAAAAUAAUCUAGUCGAUCAUUUGACUGUAGCACUCGACUAGAUUCAUAAAGAGAAGCAUGAAAAGCUUCAAUAGGCUGGAUUCGUUUUAAAAGCAGUUGCUUUUAUCUUGCUUUCCCAGUUGUUUGAUUUGAAUACUAAAGAAUAUAUAACAGACAAUCAGUGAGUUUACACUUAAAUCACUCUGCCAAUUGAAAUAAUGUAGAUUGGGCUAGACCAAAAUGUGUAAUUAAAAGUUUUAUUAAA